Serpula lacrymans var. lacrymans S7.9 is the source of this 854-nucleotide messenger RNA. RefSeq lists its product as uncharacterized. Lineage: Eukaryota; Fungi; Basidiomycota; Agaricomycetes; Boletales; Serpulaceae. The transcript is spliced from 3 exons. The coding region runs from base 334 to 768 and encodes 144 amino acids. The record is from RefSeq and is a predicted model, not a curated record.
UCAAAACCCACUUAUCAAUUUCUUAUUCCCAUAAAACAUACAAUGUUCCGCUCACAAGCAUUUCGCCUCACCGCACUCUCCAGACCAAGCUCAGUGUCUAGACUCUCCGUGCCAGUCGCAUCUCGCACAUUUGCAACCGUACCUCCCCCUCCGUCAGGUCAAAGCGCCCCAAACCCACAAUCGAAGUUAGGUUCCACUCCACCAGGUGGAAGCAGCAGCAACAAUGUAUGGCUCAUAACAGGAGGUCUCGCUGCUGCCAUCGGCGGGGUGUAUUAUUACUAUUCUCGUGCAGAUGUGGAUCUCAAUGAACGAAAGAAGAGGGAGGAGCGAGAAAUGAAACAGAAGGCGCGAGAAGUCACCGAUGCAGGCAAGUCCAGAGCAGAAGAGGCUCUCAAAGAGGGUCAGAAAACAUAUGAUGAAACCAAGGCCUCUGCGCAGGAGAAAUAUGCUGCCUCAAAGGGGCGCGCCGAAGAUACUACCAAUGAGCUAUCCGAACGAGCUCGUUCGGCUGCCAAUGAAGCACAAGGAAAACUUGGCAGUUACAAGAGUGCUGCAGAACAGUCCAUAGCAGAUGCAAGAAACAAGUCGGAGAAAACGUACGAAGAAACCAAGGACUCGAUGGCUGAAAGAGCAGAGCAGGCGAAGAACUCUGGAUGGAAUGUGUUAGGGUGGGGAAAGAAUAAGGCUGACGAGUCCAAGAGAAACGGAGCAGAGAAAGUUGCAGAAACAGCAGACGAUGUAAAGAAGAGAGCAGAGAAACAUACAUGACCGCACAAAUAAUUGCAUGACCACGUAUUCUUAUCUCCUGUACGUUGAUUCGAUUAUCUGUCAACAUAUCCCGAUAUUUCAGGCUG